AUGAUACAAGGCCUGACAGAAGACCUUCUCAACAUCAUAGAUGAAUUGUCGGAGAGCCCUAUCAACAUUACUGAAUGGAUUGACAAAUAUGCUUUCGAAGUCAUGGGGCAAUUGACCUUUGGAAAGCCAUUCAAUAUGUUGAAAGAACGGAAAGAGGCCUACUUCUUGGAGGUAAUUCGACAAGACAUGAAUGCUAUUGGGUAUCUGCUCAACUUACCUUGGCUUUCAUAUCUGUUUAUGAGGAUCCCAGGGCUAAAUCAGAAUCAUUUGAAAUUUUGGAAGUGGAUUGAAAAUGAAUUCACGCAAAGGAUAUCAAGAGGGCAAAAACGACCUGAUGUCUUCAAUUGGCUCCAUAAAGCAUACCUGGAUGGGCCUCAGACAAGCUCAGACACUCUGAAGCUGCAUGGAGAUGGAUAUCUCGUGAUCGUUGCAGGUAGCGACACGACUGCUUCGACCAUUACUCAUAUGCUCUUCUACCUGGCCUGCAACAAGCCUCUCACGCGAAAGCUUCAAGCUCAGUUAGACAAACUAGAUGAACUGAAAGAUGAAACCCUCCGCGAUGUUGAACUGUUAGAUGCGUGCAUCAAUGAAACUCUUCGGCUGUGCCCGGCAGUCCCAGCUGGAGUCCAACGAGAAACCCCGGAGGAAGGAAUCCAUAUCGGUGAUCGAUAUGUCCCAGGAAAGACGAUAGUUAAAGUCCCAAUGUAUACUCUCUUCCGAGACCCCAGAUCCUUCGAACAGCCAAACGAGUUCAUUCCAGAACGUUUCACGACUCGCCCUGAGCUUUUAAAAGACAAGUCUGCCUUUAUUCCUUUUCUCACUGGUUCCUACGCAUGUGUAGGUAGACGACUUGCACUUAUGGAGGUGCGCCGUGCCAUCGCUGCCAUAAUUUGCAGAUAUGAUAUUGCGCUUGGCCCGGAUCAGACAGAGGAGGGCUUUCUCGACGGGAAGGUCGAUGCCUUCACCUUGGUCGCUGCAUCUUUAAGCUUGAAGUUUACCAGGCGACACCAGUCGAAGUCAUAG
Molecule: messenger RNA, 1023 nt
Organism: Penicillium vulpinum
Lineage: Eukaryota; Fungi; Ascomycota; Eurotiomycetes; Eurotiales; Aspergillaceae
Exons: 3
Coding region: 1-1023 (340 amino acids)
Molecular function (GO): iron ion binding; oxidoreductase activity, acting on paired donors, with incorporation or reduction of molecular oxygen; heme binding
Source: RefSeq, a predicted model, not a curated record